Drosophila eugracilis is the source of this 3007-nucleotide messenger RNA. RefSeq names its product sphingomyelin phosphodiesterase. Gene Ontology annotation, molecular function: acid sphingomyelin phosphodiesterase activity. The record is from RefSeq and is a predicted model, not a curated record. NCBI's taxonomy places the organism in Eukaryota, Metazoa, Arthropoda, Insecta, Diptera, Drosophilidae. The transcript is spliced from 7 exons. Gene Ontology annotation, cellular component: lysosome. Bases 463 to 2616 code for a protein of 717 amino acids. Gene Ontology annotation, biological process: ceramide biosynthetic process; sphingomyelin catabolic process.
GAGCGGUUGUAUUUUCUCAGCGGAAAAACGCGGAGUCUUCGAGCGGCGGGUGAAAUCUUCGACGGAAGAAACAACAAAGCGACAAGUGUGGAGUGCAGGCCAAAAAGAAAUAAGUUCGAUUGUAGAAAAUCGUGAGCCAAACAAAUGAAACGCAAAUAAAUGAGGCCAAUCAGCGGAGCAGAGCUGCGAAUUAUGGCACAAAAGUGCCUAUAAAUAGUGUAACUAAAGGAAAGAAAAAGUGGCAAGCGAGGAAAAGGCAUAAAAAGGGAAAGAAGAGAGAUCAAAAUAAAGAAACCAGAAACCGAAAGAACAAAGGCGGGUUCGUUGUGGGUCAAGAACGAAAGUUCGGCUCAAAAUAGCCCGUUGAUUGUGCAUUUUUCGGAAGAGGUCAAGCCGCCUGCUACCUGCGGAGCUUCAUACUUGGGGAAACCUGGCGUAGCGAAGUCCACAAGUCCACACAUUAUGACACAGCAGCAGCCGCCAUGGCCGAGUCCCAGGGGAAAAUGCUGGCUCAUCCUGGCCCUUCUAGCUUUUCUCUUGGUUGCAGAUGUUGCCGCCCUGCCCUUCCUGUUCACGCACAUCAAACCGCAGAUAAACUGGACGCAGCCGGAAAUGGAACGCUGGGUUAUUGAGGAGCAGCCUCGCAGCAUUGAGCCCCAUUUGGAACCUACGCUCCACCCAAAUCGCACUCACCGUACUUUAUCCUCUGAUACCUCGGACUCGGAGUUCCUGCAACGUUUGGUCGACAUCCGACACAACCAGUCGGCGACUUCCAGAAUGUUGUGGUACGAUGUGGCCGGCGGAGAUGGACUGGUGUAUCCCCCUUUCGUGGAUAAGGCCCUGAAGCUACUGAAUCUCAAACAGGUGGCCUUCGAGAUCGAGAACAGCGUGAUGUCCAAAGUAACCUGCACCGCCUGCAGAGCUGGUGCCGGAAUGCUUCAGCAUCAGAUUCAGUCCGGGAAGACGGACGCGGAGCUGAUCCGCAUGAUCACGGACUACUGCACCAAUUUGAAUAUUCAAAGUGCCCGAGUUUGCCAGGGAGUGGCCCAACUCUUUGGCAGCGAGUUGAUAUAUGUUCUCAAGAGGGUCAACCUAAGUCCCGAUGAACUCUGCAGCUUCGUAAUAGGCGAUGGAUGUGCCGAUGUGUAUAACCCUUACCAUGAGUGGGAGGUGAUUUUCCCUCCAGUACCCAAACCACCUCGUCUCGCAGAUCUGCCGAUUCCCAUGGAAGCGGCUCCCUUCUUCAAGGUCCUGCAUAUUUCCGAUACCCAUUAUGAUCCACAUUACGCGGAAGGCUCCAAUGCAGACUGCAAUGAGCCACUUUGCUGUAGAUUGAGCAGCGGACGUCCAGCCACUCCAAAUGCGGCAGCUGGGAAGUGGGGAGACUACCGGAAAUGUGACACCCCCAAAAGGACCGUAGAUCACAUGCUGUCCCACAUCGCAGAGACGCACAAGGACAUCGACUACAUCCUGUGGACAGGAGAUCUGCCACCUCACGACGUGUGGAAUCAGACGAAGGAGGAGAACCUGGCCAUUAUCAAGGACACUGUGAAACAGAUGGUCGAAAUGUUCCCGGGAAUCCCCAUCUUCCCAGCGCUGGGGAACCAUGAAAGUGCUCCGGUCAACAGCUUUCCCCCGCCGUACGUCAACCAGGUGGAUAUCUCCAUUAGCUGGCUCUAUGAUGAACUAGAUGUGCAGUGGCGCAGGUGGCUGCCCCAGAGUGUGACCCAUACGGUGCGACGUGGUGCCUUCUACUCGGUGCUGGUUCGUCCUGGAUUCAGGAUCAUCUCGCUUAAUAUGAACUACUGCAACAACAAGAACUGGUGGCUGCUCCUGAACUCUACGGAUCCCGCCACAGAGCUGCAAUGGUUCAUUUACGAGCUUCAAAGUGCCGAGUUCUCUAAUGAAAAGGUCCAUGUCAUAGGCCAUAUUCCACCUGGUCAUUCAGACUGCCUUAAAGUCUGGUCUCGCAACUUCUACAAGAUCAUCUCGCGUUACGAGAGCACUGUGACUGCUCAAUUCUAUGGACACACGCACUACGAUGAGUUUGAAAUGUUCUACGACCCUCAUGAUCUGAAUCAUCCUAAUGGAAUUGCCUACAUUGGACCCUCUGUAUCGCCAUAUUAUGAUUUGAAUCCUGGCUAUCGGAUCUACUACGUGGAUGGCGACCACGAUUCUACGACGCGACUGGUCAUCGACCAUGAGUCUUGGAUAAUGAAUCUCAAGGAGGCCAAUCUGUACGGAUACCCCAUCUGGUACAAACUUUAUACAGCCCGAGCGGCAUACAACAUGAAGGCUCUACGCCCCAGCGACUGGAACAAUCUGCUCAACCAGCUGACCAAUAAUCAGGAGCUAUUCGAGAUGUACUACAAAUAUUACUGGAAAAACUCCCCUGCGCGACCCACUUGCGAUGCCGAGUGCAAAAAGAGAUUGAUCUGCGACUGCCGAAGUGGACGUUCCCACGAUCGGAAGCACUUCUGUGCCGAGGUCGAAUCCAAGAUCGAUGAGGAGUCGUCCAAGUCGUGGAAGUCCUGGUUCUAUAAGGGACUGACCAACUCCUAUAGCCUGCUGUCCUCCAUAACCUACCUGCCCAAAUACCUGCUGGGAUACCGAUGAGCUUAUCUGACCUGGUCCGAUCAGACAACUGCAAGUCAAUGCAAUCGCAACGAAGGAAUACACCUACCCCAUAAGUUUACUAUGUGAUAACUAGUGCUUAAUUCCCAUUUGUCUAAGUUUACAUUAACGCAAUGAUGUCCCAAACGGCCCGGCCCAGAGCUCAUACUUUCAGACCUUAGAAGCGCCCCUUCGGAUACUGAGUCAGUGAACAAUAGUCAUUUAACUAUAAUCGAGUCGUUGUUGAUGCCCUAGUUGCUGCAUUUCGGGGCGUGGCGGGUGCGCCCUUUUACGUAAUGGAAAUUGUUGAACAAAUUACUUUUUAGACACCUAAUUGUAAUGCUAAUCUAGGGCUUAACUUAAAUAAAGUGAAAUUAUUUGUAAUAACAAAAUA